This is a messenger RNA of Striga asiatica, 1180 nucleotides long. The record is from the annotation of a GenBank genome assembly. NCBI's taxonomy places the organism in Eukaryota, Viridiplantae, Streptophyta, Magnoliopsida, Lamiales, Orobanchaceae.
GUCACUAAUAAAUGCGUCCCUCUAAAGUCUGAACACUCACCAAAAACACUCACCAGGCCCCUCUUAUUUUUUCUUCAGUUAUUCAUAGAUCAAUCUAAGAAAUUAGAAAUGCCUGAGUUAACAUUUCCUGGAAUCCAAUCUGCUUCAGCGAAAAGAUUGGAGGGAAAAGUGGCGAUCGUAACUGGAGGCGCGAGAGGAAUCGGGGAGGCGACAGUACGUCUGUUCGCGGCCCACGGAGCCCAUGUAAUAAUCGGUGACGUGGAGGACGAUCUCGGGAAUUCGCUCGCUCGAGCGCUCUCCCCCAACGUGUCCUACGUCCAUUGCGACGUCGCCUCGGAGGCCGACAUCGAGUCCCUUGUGGGGUCCGCGCUGUCGAAGCACGGCCGGCUCGACAUCAUGUUCAACAACGCCGGCAUCCUCGGCAACCAGUCAGCAUCCCGCAAGACCAUCCUCAAUUUCGACGCGGAGGAGUUCGACCGGAUCAUGGCCGUCAAUGUCAGGGGCACCGCCCUCGGAAUGAAGCACGCCGCCCGCGCCAUGGUGGCCGGCGGCAAAGGUGGCUGCAUCAUAUCGACGACGAGCGUGGCUGGGGUGAUGGGGGGAUUGGGGCCCCACGCGUACACGGCAUCCAAACAUGCGAUCGUGGGGCUAACGAAAAACGCGGCCUGCGAGCUCGGCAAGCACGGGAUAAGGGUCAACUGCAUCUCGCCGUUUGGGGUGGCCACGAGGAUGCUGGUGGAGGCGUGGAGGAAGGACGGUUGUGUCGUGACUGCGGAAGAGGAAGUGGAGAACACGGAGGAGUUUGUGAGGUCAGUGGCGAAUUUGAAGGGGGAGACACUAAGGGCGGAUCAUAUAGCCGAGGCGGCACUUUUCCUUUCGAGUGACGAGUCGAGGUACAUUAGCGGCCACAAUCUCGUGGUUGAUGGCGGUGUUACCACCUCUAAGAACAUUGUCGGUUUGUAAUUUUUUUAAGUGUCGGUUUGUGUGUUUCUAGUUUUACAGUAAGUAUGCCAAAGUACGAUUGAUUGUCUAAGGCUUAAUGGAGGGAGGGAAGCUUGGUUGAGAUCAGGUGAAGCUCCAUAAAAAAUUACAGAUAUGGUAUUAUUGACACACAAGCAAGCAUAUUUAGGUAAUAAAUCCAGAUGAAUCGAUAUUAUGUUUGCGCGACUAUAACAAAAUG